AGACAACCGAGCUGGUCCCGAGAAGUGCUCCACACCAGACUUGUAUAUGUGCUCUGGUCCCCAGGACGACAACAGUGACACAUCUGAGAAGAAGGCGCCGUUGUGUGUGCCGCCGUCGUGGUUGUGUGAUGGAGACAAGGACUGUUUGAAUGGGGACGAUGAACUCAACUGCAGUAAGUACCAAAAUGAACCGCUUCAGGGAAGUAAUCCACUUCAGUUGACAUUUUGACCAGGGGAGAGGGUUAGGUGGGUAAGGAGUCUGGUGGGAUGGUUGUCACACCGCGUAUAUUUUAAAGGCCUGAAAAGUUGCACACUAUUUAAAUGCCGAGUUAGAUGCACAAUCAAAAAGUAUCUCUGCAUACUUUAUUGAAAACUUUUUUUUUUUUUUUUUGCUAUUUAAAGCUAGAUUUUCUACGACUGUGAUUUAAUGAUUAAAAAAAAGUUCAAGUUAAAUUUAUAAUUUUUCUUUUAUAUAUUCAGUUGUUAAUUAUUUUUUUUAGUUUUAUUUAUUGAAAACUUUUUUUUUUUUUUUUUGCUAUUGAAAGCUAGAUUUUCUACGACUGUGAUUUAAUGAUUAAAAAAAAGUUCAAGUUAAAUUUAUAAUUUUUCUUUUAUAUAUUCAGUUGUUAAUUAUUCGUUUUAGAUUUAGCUUAUAAAGAUAUUUUCUUACUCUAGAGCGUUUCAUUGUAAAACAAAAAUUCAACGGUAAAUUAUCCACGGUGAGAUUGCUGGUCGCAAAUUUCAUGGGCAAGGGGCUUGUAGUCAAGAGUGUAAAAAAGUAAUCCCUCUCAACUAUAAUUUUAAAUAUAACAUUCUAGAUACCGGUAAUACUUUGUAAAAAAAAAAAAUUUAUUCAUUAAACAUCACAAUUACAUUAGAUGGGCUGUUAAAUUAUUGUUUUGUUUUUCUUUAAAUAAUCCAAGUAUUUUGUAAACUUGUGUUUCGGCUUACUAUUGGACUAUUACAUGUUGGUUUCUUAUGGAGUGUUCAAAGCCGAAAACAAUGGAGUUUGUUCAAUGCAUUUCUAUGCAUAACUGAUUGACUUUGUUCUACACAUUAGUGACUGAGUUUGUUCUGUGUAUCACUGACUGAGCUUGUUCUAUGCAAUACUGACUGAGAUUUUUCUAUGCAUUACUGAAUGUACAAUAAAUUUGACAUUUUAAACUUAAUCACUUAAAGAUAUAUAGGGGGGUUGGUCUAAAAAAGUUUAAAAUGCCUGUACAUUCUUUUAAUUAAGACACACAAUAAAUAUGAUAAGUCUGUUCUGAUGAAUCCAAGCACCAGUUGGUAGAAUACGCCAUUUAUGCUCUUUUACAAUAGUUCAUUCAAUAUAUCAAAAAAUGAUCAAAAACAGCUUUUUUUAACAUGUUUAACCUAAAUUAGCCUAUAUUAUUACACUGUAGACAAAAUAAAGUUCAUGUAAGUAGACUGAGCAACACAAGUUAUCGAUUACUUUAUUUUGUCUAAAUACGUUUGCAUAAAAUGAAGUAAAUAUAUAAACAUGAUGCGACAAUCUCCCCAACACUAUGUGACCACUAUCGCCGUGGGUGGCGCUGGAUGCCACACGAUGGAGACCUUGCCUUUUAGAAAAUGGCUAUAUUUCAAAUUUGCUAUCCUGUAACUUAUUUCAACUCAUAUCACAUUAAAGUUACAUGAAUUAAGUUUACUUCGUUUAAAUAAAAAUUCAGCAAAAUGUACAAAGUAUGACAACCCACCCAACUCUCCCCUACUAUUUCGGACAGGCCUCCUGCCUGCUAUUCCCACUAGAGGCCGACCUCAUUUCGGUCUCGGUUUCGGCGGCGAAAGUUUCCAUUUUAUCACUUUUGGCGUGGUUUUGGUUUCGGCUGAAACAGAAAAUUUAACUUUCAUUUUACGAAGUGGUUAUGCGCAGCCGACUGUGUAUAACCCUGAGAGUUAUACGCAGUCGGCAAGUCACGUGACGUCUAUAUUCUUCCUGUGUUACAGUAUCAAUCAAUAAGGGUGUAUUGAUAAUCGGGUGACUGUGUGGUCGAAUGGUCUAAUCUGACCAAACCUCAAGUUGGUGGUCUUGAGUUCAAUUUCAGCCAACGGCAAGCCAUGAAUAUGCGUUAGUUGCUAUGCUUUUUCUCGAGAAUGAAGCAACAACUAGGCUUAUUGUUUUACUUUUUUUUUGGCUAAAAAAUGUUAAAACAUGAGAAGAAUUAUUAACUUGACCAAUGUAAUGUUAAUAAUGUUAUACUUAUAAUUAUAUGUUUGUGUUGUUAACUAAUUUUGUGUCAGAUAAAAUCAUGUUUCACUGGUACAGUAAUAAAAAUAAUCAUAGGUUGAGAGUACUGUAGGGGCAGGGGGUUCUGUAGAGGGGGCAGUGUAAUACUUUCACACAGUUAUAGUUUUGCAUGGAAGCUGAAAACUGUUACAUUUAGGUCAUCAAACAAAAAAAAUCAUAAAUGAUAAAAUUUAAAAAAAGAUAAAUAGAAUGUAUUUCCUGAAUUAGUCAGUAAAACCAACCACAUAGACAUAGUCAUAGCAACAUGACAUAUAAAAACCUAAUCAAUCAGAAUACAUAACUAGACUUAGACCAUGGAAAUGCCUUUAAAAAAAUCUAAGACUUAGGUUUAGACUAAGAAAUGUAGACUUUGACUUAUAAUUAUAAUAUAUAAGAUACAAGCAAUAAUACAAAUAAUAGCACUAGCACUAAUACUAAUACUAUUGCUAUCGUCAAUUUCAAUAUUAAUUAAAAUUAAUUCAAUUAAAAUUUUACGUUCAACACAUGAAAAGUUCUAGUACAAAACAACCCGUCAUGCAGCUCAUUACGCAUAAUACUUUUUUUAAAUUGCCCAACAAGCGAUUGAUAAGUCUUAUUUGGCUAAAUUCCUAGCCGACUGCGUAUAACGCUUCCCUUCAUUUUAUGUUUGGUUUUGGUUGAAAGUGUUUGAGACUUUCGGCCAUCUACGAGAAGUCAGACUGUCACCCUGUCAGUGUGUUUGCAAUCCGAUAUUAAUUAUUGCUGGAUGUCUUGCUCUCAUCAUAUGAAUAUGAUACAUGAGUAAUCCUCUGUGAACACUACGCACAGCUGCAUUUUGACUUUCUUGUCCAAUAUUUCCAAAAAUAAAAUUUCAUUUAGGCUUAGGCAAAAGGUUUAGGGGAAAAAAAUAACAAUGAAGGGAAUGGUCAUAUUUACAUUAUUAUUAUUUAUUUUUAUUUUUUUCAAAAAUAAAAUUUUGGAAUCCCAGGUUUAUUCAAUUCAUUUGUUUGUGACAUUCAUAUUUAUUUAUCAUUAUCAUCAUUGGCCCUAAAAAAUCCUGAAUACAGAAUUUACAGUAAAAUCUUUAUAGUCAAGCUUUUCUGGAAUAGCUCAAGGAACUCUAUAGCAAUUGUUUGAAGAACCAUCACAGAAACUUUUGUUAUAGAGAGAGUACCAAAAAAAAAAACAACUAAAGAGACAGUAACAAACUUAAUAAAAAAUUUAAAAGCUAAAAAUCUAUAUGGGAUGAUGCUACUUUGAUAACAAGACUUACACAAACUAUGCCAACUUUGAGAAUAUAAUUUGUGACUAAUCUAUGAGCUGACAUGUUUUAAACUUCUACUCCACAGGCAUCUCCCGAUGUGACAGUAAACAAUUUGAGUGUUCCAGCAGUUCCAAACUACGAUGCAUCUCCAUUUCCUGGCAGUGUGACGGAGAGAAGGACUGUGACCUGGGGGAAGAUGAGGCCCCAGAGGAAUGUAAGUCCUCCUCCCAGCAUAGCAUAAGCUUACAAUCAGCAGUGUCAAUGGAUUUUGUUUCUCUCCAGGCUAAUUUUUUGUUAUGACGUUUCAAGGUAUGAAAGAAAGGGAUGAUUUGGAAUGACAGUUUACUAAUGUUUGUUUUUAGAGCAUUUCUAUACGAGAAUCUUAGCCAUGUUAUUGUAUCGUGAGAACUAGAGUAAUUGAAAUAGAGCAUUUGCUUGUGUCGGUGGUGUAACUAAAUUAACAACUUUAUGUCUUCAGUAAAUCUCAAAACAUGCAUGAAGCCCAAAGCUGUUCGAUUAGUUUUAGAAAAUUGCCUAAACAUUCUUUUUUGCUGUUAAGUGAAUCAAUUUCAUUUGACUAUUAAGUGAAUAAAUUUCAUUUUACUAGUGCUAGAGCCAAUAAAAUUAAAAGAGUAAGAGUUUGUCAAGAACAACAAAGUCAUUUUUCCUAGUUUUAUUCUUUCGGAAAAAAUAGUCAAUUUUUUAAUUAUAUUUCUGAAUAGUAGUCUAUUUAUUUACUGAACUUUUGUGACAACACAGAUAUUGCUUUGAAACUGAGAAAAGGAAUUCUUGGAAACUUCUAUUUCAAAUACGUCCCAAUAAAUUAUUGACACACACAGUGUUUCCAGUUUGAAUCCAGUACAAUUUUCAUGGAUCUUUCAAUUUGUCCAAUGUUUAAGUGGGGAUUGUGAAACUGCAUGAACUUUCCAAACAGAUACAACAAUUAGAACUUGAAGUAUGCACACAGUUUGUGGCACCACUCUCUUUUUGCUUCUCAGUCAAGUGAAUUCAACAGCUGUCCAAGACAAAAGUAAUGCAUUCGAAAAUAAUAAGUUAGGUAUUAAUCUCAUUUUUGAAAAAUGUUAUAUAUUGCAGAUAGAAUACCAAACAUCAGCCGAUUCUUGAUUAAAUUUCCAAAGGGAAUGAUCAUGAACUCUUUAUUGAUAAAAGCUCCUUUGGACAUGCAUGUCUUUUUGUUUAAAAAAAAAUCAAUACUAAACUGCAAUUUGUGCAUCAAGUAUUGGUAUAAAACUAAUGUAUCGUGAUCUAAUUCAACCACACAGUCUGGUCCAACUUUGUAAUCUUGUUAACCCACUUGACAUAGUAAUUUUCUGUUAAUAAGCAUAUCUCUUUCUGUUUUAAAUAGAGUCAUUAAUGUUAAAAUUGAUGGCAUUGCCCAUUUCCUUAAUCAUUUUGACUUCACAGGAUCUGGUGGUGUGUCCUACAUACUAGAGAGUAAUCUUUAGUGUUGUAUCUCACACAUCUUACUGAGACUCGGACCCAUGGGGCUGCCAACAUUAAUUUAAAUUAACACUGUGUUUACUGAUGUCGGACCCAUGGGGCUGCCAGCAGUAAUUUAAAUUAACACUGUGUUUACUGAUGUCGGACCCAUGGGGCUGCCAGCAGUAAUUUAAAUUAACACUGUGUUUACUGAUGUCGGACCCAUGGGGCUGCCAGCAGUAAUUUAAAUUAACACUUUUUACUGAUGUGGCUGCUCCUCUUAAAUCUUUGUAUCAAUAUGUAUGUUUACUUUUCUCAUUUUCUACUUCAAAAUGGACUUGGCUCGUAGGCUCCUCAGAGAGUGAGAAAAAUUAAAUAAAUCUUUUUUUUUUUUUUUCCCUAAUGGUUGCACUGUAUUUUUUGUUUAGAGCACCAAAUGGUUGACAGGAGCCCAUCCUCCCAUUGAUUUUACAGCACUUUUUUUUUUUAAAUGCCUUUUUUUUUUUUAUGUAUCAAUAUGUAUGUUUACUUUUCUCAUUUUCUACUUCAAAAUGGACUUGGCUCGUAGGCUCCUCAGAGAGUGAGAAAAAUUAAAUAAAUCUUUUUUUUUUUUUUCCCUAAUGGUUGCACUGUAUUUUAUGUUUAGAGCACCAAAUGGUUGACAGGAGCCCAUCCUCCCAUUGAUUUUACAGCACUUUUUUUUUUUAAAUGCCAUUUUUGUUUUUCCAGCAGAAUGAGGCGGACAGAGUUAGAGCACAUGCAUCCAGGUUAUCACAAUAGUUUGAUUUUAGUUUGGGUUGAUUGCUUUCAUUAUUAAUUUGUUAUAUGUAUAUUUUUUUGUGGGGGUGGGGGAGAAUCUUUCUCUUACCCUGAUUCCUUGUGCAAUAUUCAAAUGGUCCAUCAUUAUGUUUUAUUAUUUAACAUCUCAGUGCAAUCUUCACAUCUAUUCCAAUCAGUCACAAAAUAAUUCAUUCACCAUUAGAAUUAUAAAUUAUGGUUGGAAUCAACUGGAGGAAGAUAGCUGGCAAACCUAAUUACAAUUUUAUCGAUCAUGAAGUUUUGUAUACAUUUCUCCUCAGGUCGGAAGAACUCAAAGAGAAGUAAUGUCUGAAAUAGCUUUAUCUUUAGCUAUGCCUAUCUCUCCAUUUCUUCUCUAUCAUUAUGAUUGCGGCCUGCCAAAUAAUAGCCAUCUCAUUAAAUUUUUAAAAAGGCUACAAUGUGUCAAUUCCAUCUCAAUCAUUUCAAUUAUGUUACAAUAUUAUUAGUUGCUACUAUCCCUAAAAAUGAUUUUAUUAGAUAUGAUAUCUUGUUGAGGGUUAUGGUUAAAACUGGCAUCUCAUGGCAUCUUUUAACUGAAACCAGAUCAUGGUUGAGAUUUCAUUGAUGAUAUACAGUGAGCUGUGAUCUAGACUUUUUAAGAACUAUAGCAACGACCAGCAUCACCCUCUGAUGCCAAGCACUGUUGUAUACUAAGAGAAGAGUACCAAUAAAUACAGCAUAUUUUGUUUUCUUUAGGGAUAAGCAAACUUAUCCUGGGGUUGAAUAAUGUUAUGAUUUCAUUUUAAAAAAAACCCAUCUGAGAUGAAAUAAAGAGAAUCAGCUUGUAUGGUUUGAAUGAAAACAAUAUCCACACAGUAGUCAUUACUAGCAAUGUCAUCUUUAAAUGGAUCUCUCCAGGUUUCCCAAUACAGGUGGCUUGCAAAUAAUGGUGGAGUUGGCACUGCUGACUUCUAGGCACUAUCACUGAUCAUUCUAUACAAAAAUAUGCAAAGCCUAAAACCGAUGAGCUAGAUCAUGUGAUGUUAAUACUGAAUUGACACUUUGUGUGUCAGCCAAAUUAUUAUGGGCAGUUUAAUGCGCCCAUACAUUUGAUCUGAAUUAACACAAAAGUAGCUCUCCCCAUCAAGUAAUGAAUCAAUUUAAACACUUGUUGAUAGCACAGUUGUUUUUUUUUUACCCUUAAGGAUCAUGUGGAUCUUCUUGAUUCUGAAAAAAAUAAUCAUAACAAAUUGAAGGCAUACAAUAAUGGUUUCUUCAUGUGUAGCUGCUGGCACCAAGUCAAAUUACCAUUUAUAAUUUCGGUCAAGUCAUUAAAAAAAAAAAAAAACUUUUCCCCUCCCUAUAAUUUCCUUCACACAUUCCUUCUUCUUUGCUGCUUAGGUCGGACAAAAACUAAAAAAGGAGCGUGGUCUCGAGGU
Messenger RNA from Lymnaea stagnalis (great pond snail), 7126 nucleotides. The record is from the annotation of a GenBank genome assembly. Lineage: Eukaryota; Metazoa; Mollusca; Gastropoda; Lymnaeidae.